Messenger RNA from Lepisosteus oculatus (spotted gar), 1495 nucleotides. It is a transcript of the gene fgf5, whose product is annotated as fibroblast growth factor 5. Gene Ontology annotation, biological process: cell differentiation; positive regulation of protein phosphorylation; animal organ morphogenesis. Gene Ontology annotation, cellular component: cytoplasm. The record is from RefSeq and is a predicted model, not a curated record. Gene Ontology annotation, molecular function: fibroblast growth factor receptor binding; growth factor activity. Lineage: Eukaryota; Metazoa; Chordata; Actinopteri; Semionotiformes; Lepisosteidae.
CACUUCAUUGUCUCUCUGAAAUGACUCCUUUCCUUUGAUUUUCUGGAAAUCCGUUUUCUGUUAUAAAUUUAUUUGUAGAUUUUGCCAAACUGUUAAAAUGUGUUCUCUCUUGCGCAAAACACUGUGCAUAUUGCGAUCCGACAAGGUUUUAGUGAUGGCAAGUGCUCAGAUUAAGUUACUUUUUUCUUUUUAGGUGACUCAUUAUUGAGCAGGUCUAUUCUUUUCGGGGAAAAAUCGGGAUGAGAGAUCGUCCUUCAAAACUCAGGCAUGCAUCAAGCAAUGAGAUCAUUUGUGUUAUAAAUAUCUCCGUGCCAGUAGAACUACUCUAGCUACAGCAGCCAGGGUUAUGCCUACCAGAGCAGGAACUACAAGCGUGUGCACACAAGUGCACAGACCACAGGAUCAACAGCAAAAUGCUGGUGCUGAUCUAGAACAAACAUACCGUCCCUUUUUGGAAGAAUGUGCUGUCCUUUCUGCAUUUUCAUUUUCGCUCAUUUAAUUUGCAUCGUGCCCGUGACAGGAUAUGGAAAGGUUCCAUUGAAUGAUCAACUUCUCGAAGACAGUAGCAAUUCAGGUCGCAGGACUGGCAGACUUUACUGUAGGGUUGGCAUUGGCUUUCAUCUCCAGAUUCACCCCGAUGGCAGAGUUAAUGGGAGUCAUGAACCCGACGAAUUAAGUAUUUUAGAGCUGUUUGCAGUGUCUCAAGGAGUUGUAGGAAUUCGAGGAGUUUUCAGUAACAGAUAUUUAGCCAUGAAUAAAAAGGGAAGGCUCCAUGCAAUUGGAAAAUUCACUGAUGAUUGCAAGUUCAGGGAGAGAUUUCAAGAGAACAGUUACAACACGUAUGCCUCAGUGACACACAAGAACCACAGGACUGGAAGGGAAUGGUUUGUGGCUCUGAACAAAAGAGGAAAAGCAAAGAUGGGGUCCAGCCCCCGUGUAAAAUCCCAGCAUGUCUCUACGCAUUUCCUGCCCAGAUUCAACUUGCAAGAGAAAAGUGAACGGGGUUUUACAAUCACAGACAAGAGCAGAGAAAGGAAAAAGCCACUGCCUUCAACACCAAAGCCUCCUGCACCAAAGGUUAACAUGGACAUUGGACAGAAACGUGUUAGAGUAGUAAAAUACUGGCCCAAGUUCAGAUUUGGAUAAAAGUCUUAGGAAGACUAACUGGGAUAACAUAGAAAUGGUACAGAGCUGGACUUGUUCUUAAAAAGGAGCAUACACUGUAGCUUAGCUUAGAGCAAAAAUGCUUUUCAAAUACAAGAAGCAUUCCAAUCAGCAAAUUACGUACAAGAAAAGGGGCUCACAUAAAUUCAUAUGACAAGAAGCUCAGAAAAAUUAUACAAUUUAUAUAUUGCUGCUGUCUUUAAAACUAUUCAGAGUGGUCAUUCUUUCUUCCAAAAGAAAAGUGGAUAAUUUAUAGCUUGGUCAUUAUUAGGUCUUUAAUUUGGACCUUUCAAGAAAACACACCUGCUGGUAUAACAUCAAAAUAUAGUUU